Meira miltonrushii is the source of this 2380-nucleotide messenger RNA. RefSeq names its product pseudouridine synthase. The coding region runs from base 181 to 2271 and encodes 696 amino acids. Gene Ontology annotation, molecular function: pseudouridine synthase activity; RNA binding. Gene Ontology annotation, biological process: tRNA pseudouridine synthesis; mRNA pseudouridine synthesis. The record is from RefSeq and is a predicted model, not a curated record. Lineage: Eukaryota; Fungi; Basidiomycota; Exobasidiomycetes; Exobasidiales; Brachybasidiaceae. The transcript has a single exon. Gene Ontology annotation, cellular component: cytoplasm; nucleus.
CUCUUGCAAAAGUGAAACAAAUCGAUGCUGAUUGGCAGACAGACAAGAAUAUUGAUACGAUCAGAAAAGAGGCUAUUGAACGGGAAUAUAAUAGGUGAUUUCCGGUUAACGCAGGUACAAAAGCGACCUUUCAGAGGGCGAAGAGGUCCACUGGAAUCACUGAACAGCACUUCUUCAGGUAUGAACGGUUCGGCAAUCGAGGACCGAUAUCGAAAUCAAUCACGAGAACAAUUACUUGCUAGAAUCGCUCAGCUCGAAACGAGCAACAAUGGAGAAGCAUCGACGAGCAAUCUAAACACCACCACUCCAGCCGAAGGAGCUAGUCAAGAUACAGAAAAGAAGAAGCAAAAGGCCAGUCGUCCAUUUGAUAUAAAUCGAUACCCAUGCAGAAAAAUCGCUUUACGUUUCUCCUAUGAUGGAGAACAAUACUCUGGUUUGGAAAUGCAAACAGCUUCGGGAUCUAAAGAUGGAGUUGCAGUCGGAACGGUGGAAAGUGCAUUAUGGCGAGCGCUCUCAGAUGCUAGGAUCGUUGAUGAUUCUGUUGGAUUGCCAGGCGUUGGUUGGAGUCGAUGUGGAAGAACAGAUAGAGGCGUGAGUGCAGCAGGUCAAGUUGUUGCAUUUUGGGCAAGAAGUAGAAAAGUAGACGAGUGGCCGUUGAGGAGAGUCUUGCAACGUACGAUGGAUGAAACUCAAAUCGGGAAAGACACGAAUGGCAGCACGAGCGAUGGUGCAGAGGGAGACAGCGAAGAUCCAGAUAUGGUGACAAGAAACUCUUGGAGGGAUAAAGUAGAGUCAAAGAUGCAGCAAUUCUUGGCAGAAGAGCAAGCGAAGCGAGACGAAGUUGAUCAUAUCCCUGCAGAUCCAGAUGCUGAAGAGUUGCCAUAUGUGCUGUCAAUCAAUCGAUUAUUGCCAAAGUCAAUACGAGUACAGGCAUGGUCUCCCGUUUCGCCUGCAUUCAAUUCCCGAUUCGACUGUCAGUAUCGUCAUUACAAGUACUUCUUCAGCAGUGGAGCGCCCUUCGUUCAACAAUCUUCCGCACAAUUGCAUGGACCAAUUCCACCUUUAGAUAUUGAUGCGAUGCGAUCAGCAGCACAGCGAUUUUUGGGAGAACACGACUUCCGAAAUUUCUGCAAAGUUGACCCAAGUAAACAAAUGGAUAAUUUUACCCGAAGAAUUGAUGGAAUUUCCAUCGAUCCUGUAUCCACGUCCUGGUCGCACACCACAGAAGAAGCUGAACGAUCAGCGAACGAAGAAUCAAAGACAUCUUCCGGCGAUAAAGAACAGAUGUAUGUCUUGAAUUUAAGAGGUACUGCCUUCCUCUAUCAUCAAGUCAGGCAUAUCACUUCAGUUCUGUUCUUAGUCGGAGCUGGACUAGAAAAGCCAUCUAUCAUCGAUGAAUUGUUGAAUGUCAAGCAAAACGGAGUCUUUGUUGAUCGAUUAUUAUCCGCCAAAGUGAGUGGGCUGGUCAUAGAUGAUGAUUCAGAAGAACCCCGGACAGUAUUACCCCCAAGUACUGCAAAUGAUGAAUCUGCUGAUUCGAAGACUAGCUUGGUACACAGAUAUCAACGUAUGCGCAAAGAAUAUGAACAGUCCAAUGGAGAUGUGGCAAGCAUAUUUGAAUCUAAUCAUAUAGAACAUCAUGAUGCCUUACGUGAUCUUUACGUAUUCGAUCGUAAGCCAAUUUAUGAAAUGGCAAUGGAUCGUCCACUAAUGCUGUGGGAAUGCGGAUUUAACGCAAAGGAUGUAUCUUGGCGUUCGGGUACAUACGAUGGUGCAAUGACGGUAGAAGCAAUCAAAAAUGCUUCUUCCUCAAAGAAAGACGUUGAUGUCAAUAGUCCAUCAUCUCUCGUACGUGCACAGUUGCAUGCUAUUUGGAAUGCACAAAGUAUCACGGCGGAAAUGUAUAGGCAUUUCGCUUUAGCUGUCCCAAGUGAUGCUAAUGAGCGCAUUCAAGGCAGAGGCGCCUAUGGAGUUGGUUAUCUUCCAGCCAAUACCCCAUUUCAAUCUGCUUCUUAUCCUGCACUGGAAUCCGAGACCUUACCGUCUGAUAAUGUGAGAAAUGGUGAUGAUGCCUCUGUCGAGGCAAAGACAAUCAUUCCCUUGGGACUCGGACGGUUCAAAACUUCUUUACAAUAUACCCCAUUACGCAAAGUGAGCCGACAGGCAACUCCCGCUGAAAAAAAUGAACGUUGGCAAUCAACUCGAGGAAAACGUCGAGCAGAAAAACUAGCAGCUGCCGCGAAGGUUGAUCCCGCUAAGGACGAUUCAUAAGACAUUUAGCCUUUGUAUUAUUGAUUGAAUGCAUCUAUAGUAUUGCUUUUUGUAGGGUAAGAAGUAUGUGUCUUGUAUACAAAUGCUCUGAUUCCUAUAAUCAACAGAG